GUCCGAGUCACAUUUGGUUUUUCCUACUGGGAAUCCGUACACAGACUCAAAAGCAACUCUUUCUCUUCUCUCCACUGCCGCUCUCGCUAUCUCUCUCUCUCUCCCUUUCUCUGUUUCCAUUAGCCAAUCGCAAGCAAGCACUGUUUCUUUUCUUAUUUCUCCUUUUUUCGUUUCUGUAAUCCAAGAAGCGUAAUAUAUAUAUAUAUUAUAUAUUCCAGACCAAAUGAAAGGGAAGAGGAAGGCAGCCGCAAGCCCCAAUACGGCACCCUUGAGUGAUGCCAUGGAAGACUGUAACAAUAGCAUGGCAGUGGUUCUCGCUCAAGUAGGAAAUGCUACAGAGGAAGAGAAAGAGGGAGAAAAAGAUGUGAUUGAUGAUGGUGAUAAUAAUGGGGAGAAUCGAGAGGAAGGUGAAGGAGAGCAAGAGGAAGAGGAAGAGGAAGAAGAAGAUGAAGAGGAAGAGAAAGGAGAAGAAGAAGAGAGGCCUAAACUCGAUGAGGGUUUCUUUGAAAUCGAGGCUAUUCGCCGAAAACGAGUCCGCAAGGGUCAGCUCCAGUAUCUUAUAAAAUGGCGAGGCUGGCCAGAAACUUCCAAUACCUGGGAGCCCUUAGAGAAUUUGCAGUCUUGUUCUGAUGUUAUUGAUGCAUUUGAGGAGAGCUUACGAUCAGGCAGAUCUUCAAGAAAGAGGAAACGAAAAUACGGGGGUACGCAUAUUCAGCCGAAGAAGAAGCAGCCUCGUUCCUCUGUUGGCUAUAACAUAACAGGUUUUGAAAUAAAAGUAGAUAAACCUUUAUCCUCCUCUCCUCUGAAUAAUCUGAGCCUCGCCGAUCCACCUAUCGGUUCAGGUCAUGAAGGGGAGAACAAUGGAGAUGUCAACAACGUCAAAACAGCCAAGAAAGCUGAUGAGAAUGGGUAUGCUGGUGGUUCUAAACAAACUUUUGACAAGAAAGCGGAUAAUGAAUAUGACCCAAAGCUUAGUGAGCUGAGAGGAACAGUGCCCACCAAUGAUGCAAAUGCAGAAAAGAUAGCCAUACAUUUCCAAGAAGGGAAUGCUUCAAGAGGUGAUGGUUCUGCAAAUGAGCUUCCCAAGGUCGAUUAUGCAGAUGCUAUUCAGAAUGGUCGCCGCACAGGUGCUAAGAGAAGGAAGUCUGGUUCUGUAAAGAGGUUUAAAAAGGACUUGGACAUGUGUGAAUCCGUUUGCUUACAAAGUUCACCAUUUUUCUUACAAUCUUCACCAUUCAAUGUCUCUGUUGGCUCUGAUGGUGCAAAAGCACAUAUGGGCACUCAAAAUGGGAAUUUAGCCGGGACUAAUUCGAGUUACAAGCCAAUGGGUGAAAAUUCGAAAACCAUUACCAAGAUCCUCAAGCCAAUAGGCUUUUCAGCUUCUGUAAUGGACAACAUUCAAGAAGUAUUGGUAACUUUUGUGGCAUUGAGGUCUGAUGGGAAGGAAGUCAUGGUAGAUAACCGGUUUCUCAAGGAUAACAAUCCACUUCUGUUGAUCGACUUUUACGAGCAACAUCUCAAGUACACUACAUGACUAGGUGGAGAUUUAGAGGGAGAGUUAGUAUAUCCUCAUCUACUCGAUUGUACUUUUUGCUGGUGUACAGUUGUAAUUCUAUAGUUCCAGGAGAUAGUGUAAGAUGAUUAAUGCUGUUUUAUUCAGUAAAUUAAAGCUAGUGAUAUAGCUGUAGGCCAGUCGUCUGUAUCUCACCCCUGUACUCUUGUAUUAUUAAAUAUUUUGUACUCGCGGCUGUUAGAACUCGUGACAAUUAGAACUUGUCCGGUGCUGUACCUCUGUCAUUUCCGAUGAAUAGCAUCGUUUGUUCCAACCUCUCUUGUGUCUGAAAUUUGUAGGCUCACAGUGCAUCCUGUUUGGAGUUUGCAUCUUUUUUUCAUGAGAGACGGUAUGAUAUUCUUGGGAGAUUGGUAGAUUUUUCCUAUAGCAACGUACUUCUGGAAAAUGUCUAGAUAUAAACAACGGAUGAUGCCUGAAUGUCAUACUCUUUUUCGUUUGUAUUACUAUUGGAUAGUGGAUACUGUUUCUGAAGAUAUUGAAAAAAGAAAAAAUGUCAUUUUCAUUUCUAUUAUAUUCA
This is a messenger RNA of Jatropha curcas, 2090 nucleotides long. Its product is annotated as chromo domain-containing protein LHP1. Gene Ontology annotation, cellular component: nucleus. NCBI's taxonomy places the organism in Eukaryota, Viridiplantae, Streptophyta, Magnoliopsida, Malpighiales, Euphorbiaceae. The record is from RefSeq and is a predicted model, not a curated record. Gene Ontology annotation, biological process: heterochromatin formation.